This is a messenger RNA of Triticum turgidum subsp. durum (durum wheat), 612 nucleotides long. Lineage: Eukaryota; Viridiplantae; Streptophyta; Magnoliopsida; Poales; Poaceae. The record is from the annotation of a GenBank genome assembly.
AUGACGCAGAUGAAGACUACUACCUUCGACAGCAGCUGCAGGAUCAAACGCCAACCGAAGAUUCCGACGAAGACGUUCUUAUUUAUUGUGAAACAACAGGUUGGAUCUCUGGUUUAUGGAAAAGACCACAUGGUUAUGAGGCCAAAGAAGACGUUCAGGCUAUGUCUUCGUAACGAGAGAUGGAGGAUUUUUGCCUGGAUUCAUGUGUGGUCGAUCAAUUCAUGGCCGGUUUAUAUAGAAAAUUACGGAAUUAUUGAAAAACUGUCACGCACGAUAAAGAGGGCAAUUGCAAAGUACAGAGAGCGCCGCUUUGAAACCGGAUUAUUUUAUUUCGUCCCAGACAAAAAACACUUGACAUUCACAGUCAGCAGUUACCUCUACGGAGAUGGUGAGUUCUUAAAAGAUCUGUGGAGGAAAAAGAGACUAGAGCGCAGCAUGAGAGAGAAAAACCAGGAGUUACACGAGUGUUCUACACGUGUUUUCGAAUCUUACGUAUCAGAAUAUAGAAAAAUUUCUUCCAUAGCCGUCAGAACAUUGAGAUUGUGUGGCAUGGGAUAUGUGUUUUACUUGAUGCUUGUAAUCUCCCUAGCUUUGGCGAUUGUAUACCUAUGA